This is a messenger RNA of Linum tenue, 2640 nucleotides long. The record is from the annotation of a GenBank genome assembly. NCBI's taxonomy places the organism in Eukaryota, Viridiplantae, Streptophyta, Magnoliopsida, Malpighiales, Linaceae.
ACUCCUCUAUCCCCCACCCACAGCCACCACACCCAUCAGUUUUCCGGGGUUUUCUUACCCCUCUCUCUGUUUCUCUGCUCCGUCAAAACACCAGCCGGGAAAUUUUUGGGUAACCCAUCACAACAAAGUCCUCGUCUUGGGUUAAAUUCCGAGGUGGGUUUUUUUUUUCUGAUUUAGAGGACGGGAGGGAGGGGGUUUAAGGAGGGUUUUUUUUUCUGGAUCGAUCGAGAUGUUGGUGACGACGGCGGGUUCGGAUCUCGUCGGCGGUGUUGGCGCCGGCGAUUUCAAGUGGCCGCCUGGGUUUAGGUUCCAUCCGACGGACGAGGAGCUGAUCCUCUAUUACUUGAAGAGGAGGAUCUGUAGGAGGAAACUGAGGCUUAAUGUCAUCUCCGAGCUUGAUGUUUACAAGUGGGAUCCUGAAGAUUUGCCUGGGUUGUCGCUAUUAAAAACUGGAGAUAGGCAGUGGUUCUUCUUCAGCCCUAGAGACCAUAAAUACCCUAAUGGAGGAAGAGGAAAUAGAGGAACUGCACAAGGAUACUGGAAAGCCACUGGGAAAGAUCGUGUCAUCACAUGCAAUUCCCGGAAUGUUGGAGUGAAGAAGACCCUAGUUUUCUAUCGAGGUCGUGCUCCUACCGGUGAGCGAACAGAUUGGGUCAUGCACGAGUACACUUUGGAUGAGGAGGAACUGAAGAGAUGUCCUAAUGUCAAGGACUACUAUGCACUUUACAAAGUUUACAAGAAAAGUGGACCUGGUCCCAAAAACGGUGAGCAAUAUGGAGCUCCGUUCAGAGAGGAAGACUGGGUGGAUGAUGAUAAAGCUGUCGUUUCUGUUCCUGAAGUUCCUGCUAGCAAGAGAAACAACAAAUUACCUCUUCCUGUUUGCAAUGAGAAAGCUGUUUGUCCAGUCGAGCCAUCAUCAGAUGAUCUGUUUGACCUAAUUAGGGAAAUUGUCGAGGAACCCAUACGUGACCAACCACCAGUAGUCAUGGAAUUCUGUCAGCAGUUCCAGGUCGGUGCUGAAGGAGGAGCAGGGAGCACACUGGUUAAUUCCUCUAAAAGAGAUUUCACCAUCCCCAGUCUCAUUGAAGCUUCUUCUGCAAAUGGCCAGCAGUACGACAAUCAGGCUAGCUUUGACUUUGAACGGUCUGAAUCUGAUAUAUCCAAGUUGGAACAGCAUGAGACUCCUGAAGUCACUUCUGCAGCUAACAACCCUGAACAGCUUCUUCUAUUGAGCGAAGGGGAUUUCCUAGAAAUGGAUGAUCUACUUGGGCCAGAACCUACGGAAUCUAACUCCGAAAAUCCAUUGCCAGCUGUUGGUUCCCAUGUCGGGGAACCUGCUGAGAAUUCGCUGUUCGAUGGUCUUGACGGAUUAUCUUCUUUAGAGCUAUAUCAUGAUGCUGCCAUGUUUCUAAGAGACAUGGAGCCUCUUGGCCGGGAUACGAUGUCACAAUCACGGGUAGAUAGUGUGGUUAAUGAAAUGGGUUACCAGUAUCAGCAUUCUGCAGUAAACCAGAUAAAUUGUGAAGCGCAGCUUCAGUUUGAUUACUCUUGGCAACCCGAAUAUACGAUGAAUGAAGUAGACCAGGGCCUGCAAACACAAUCAUGUAAUGGACUCUACUUCAACAAUAAUCUUCAAGGGGGUGAUCUGAAGACCAAUGGUGGACAGAAUUAUGGAGCUAACUCCCAACAAACUUCAGGUACAUAGAUGAAGUUGAACUAAAAAAUCCAAUUCACUUUUGUUUUUCCUCCGUGUGCUUCUUCACUGAGCUGGGGUUUCAAAUGAUAUUGUUCUCCUAGCCAUUCCUUGGAGUGCUAUGGAUCAAGGCUUAUGCCCUCUGACAAUAUCGGGAAACCAGAGCCAGAUUGUUGAGCUCUUCCCGGACAAGUAUGCUUUGUGAUUCUAUCGAACAUUAUCCCGGAGUAAUUCAGAAUCAAGCCGGGAAUACUAAUAAGGAUGAUACUUCUGGCUGGUUCUCUUCCGGGCUGUGGUCUUUUGUCGACUCAAUACCUUUUGAACCUGCAUCAGCUGCCGAGAAGCCUCUAGUAAAUAAGGCUCUGCUGCGGAUGCCAAGCCUAACAAGGUUGAGGAUGAAUGUCGUAAACCCCAACCUAGCAGUUGCUCAAGCUGGCAAUGCUGGCGGUGCUGCAAAUAUGAGGAGGUCAAGGGCGAACAAAGGUCUGGUGGUGUUGUCGUUGUUGGGAGUCUUAAUUGCUGUUUUGUGGGUGUUGAUAGGGAACAUAAAACUCUUCAGUGGUAGAUCAAUAUCGACAUGAAUAAACGUAUGGAAAGAGUGUUGUUUAGGGUUAGGUUCGUCUCAGCAGUAAAUAUUCAUCUUCUAUGGGGGUGUAUGGCUCCAAAAAUUUUGAAGGUGCCUUAGAAGUUGGGGAAGGUACUGCAAAGUUGUAGGGUUGGGUAGGGAAAUGAGAUGAGAUGAAUUUAGGUGACCUGAGCCCUGGUUCUUCUGAAUAUUGGAAUAUCAGUAAGAAUCGUUCAGUACAUGUCUUCCUGAAAGUUUUUCCAAUUUGUACCUGACUACUUGCAAAUUAUCACCUUCCAGGUAGAAUAACAAAACCGAAAUCGAGUUAUUGCAUCCUCUAUUGUUAUGUACAUUGUAUUGCGAUCCAAUAUGUGCAUUUGGU